Messenger RNA from Durio zibethinus, 1853 nucleotides. NCBI's taxonomy places the organism in Eukaryota, Viridiplantae, Streptophyta, Magnoliopsida, Malvales, Malvaceae. The record is from RefSeq and is a predicted model, not a curated record.
UCGAAAGCUGCGGAUACCGGCACUGACAAUAAAAGGUUUUAAUUACCGAAAAUGUGAAGUAAUAUAUCUGAUGCCAUUCAUUCAUAUGUCAUUAUACAUAACCUGGUCCUGGGUAUGGGUCGCCCACUCCAAUAUAUAUAGGUGAUCAGAUACAUCACUCUUUUAUAACCACCAAAUUUCACAAGCAUAGCCACGAUUCUGCUUUCCACUUUGGCUGGUAUUGGCUAUAGAUGGUGACCUUAGCAUUACAAUAAACAAGAUGCGGGUUGCUUCGGCACAGACUAGACAACUUUUCAGAGAGCCGACAGGAGGUGACUUGGGUACUAAAAUUAUAGACGCAAAUAGUUGGAGUAUUAGUAGAGUGCCUGAUCGACUACGUGGAGUAAAUGCAAAAGCCUAUGAGCCAAAUGUGAUUCCAAUUGGUCCCUAUUUCCGUUUUCAUUAUACGGAACACUCGGAGGCAUUGGAAGUUGUCAAAAAGAAUUGCUUCAGUCGGAUUAUUGAGAAAACCAAGCUUGAUCCCAUCGUAUUUGUAGAGGCCAUGAAAUCAAUGGCAGAACGAGUUAACAAAUUCUAUAAAGAUGAACCUGAUUAUUUUCCAGAAAUGCUGGUCCUUGAUGGAUGCUUUAUUGUUCAGCUAAUACUGGGGGAGUACCCAGAAGAGGAUUUUUGCCAACUGGGACGGAUUCAAACUGACAUUCGGUAUGAUUUGUUACUGUUAGAAAAUCAGCUUCCUUUCUUUGUGCUCUUCGAGCUGUAUCGCAUAAUAACGUCAAAGGGCGAAGAUGCUCUUGAUGAGUUCGCCCGUUUGGCUCUUUCUUUAUUCACCAAAGAGGCACAAGGAACAGAGAUGUGGUCUGAAAAUUACUGUCCCACUGCCACAAAAGAUAUCAAGCAUCUUCUGGGCUUAGUACAUGAUACUUGCCUUCCUUCACCUCAAGGAAGAGAACUCCACAGGGAUUUUAAACAAAAAGCAGAAGCAGAAGCAAAAGAACCAAAAUCCCAACGCUCAUGGAAAUUCAUACGCAGUGCAACAGAGCUGGAAGAGGCAGGAAUCAAUUUCUUUGGUGAUAAUAAGAAUAAGUUAGGUGUAGAGAGCUUGUUCGAUAUAAAAUUUACAGAUGAUACAAAAGAACUGAAGAUUCCAACCUUCCACGUUGACGAUAAUACGGAGCGUAUCUUGCGAAAUUUAAUGGCCUACGAACAAUCCAUCCCAAGUUCGGAACCAACUUACGUUUGUGAUUAUGUGACGUUCAUGGAUAACCUCAUCAACACAGGCAAGGAUGUGCAAUUACUCUGUAACUGUGGAGUUAUUGAUAAUUGGUUAGGGGAUGAUGAAGCAGUUGCCCAAAUGCUUAACAAACUUCGCAACAACAUUUACUCGUCCGAGGACUUCUACUAUGCGGAGAUAUUUGGUAAGGUGAACGAGCAUUGCCAGAGAAAAUGGAACAAAUGGAAGGCAACAUUGAAGAGAGAUUAUUUUAACUCGCCCUGGUCGCUCAUUUCCUUUCUUGCUGCGGUUAUCUUGCUCCUACUUACCAUCAUACAAACUUUAUUUUCGGUUCUUUCUUAUGUUCAUCAGUAAGUCUAAGUUUUCUUAAGUUUCCAUGGUUGAUCGGAGGCAGGGAAAGUACUAAAAGCUCAUGUUAAUGAGCUAUUACAUAUAAUAAAAUAAAUACUUGACCGCUGUCAACAGCCAUGUACGUGUAUUAAUUAGAUAGCUGUUUGUACGUGUAUUAAUUAAUUGUGUAAUUGCUUCGAUGGAUUAAUGCUUAUUCUCUGGGUUUCCUAGCAAUAGAAUUUGUUUAACUUGUGUUGCCAAAAAUAAUAUAUUUUAAUUACAGCGCCUUCUG